AUGGAUUCUAUUCAUUGGAUUCUGAAUCUUCUAGUUCCUCCAAUAGUCCUCGUUUUGCUGUUCUGCUUUUUGCCACUUUAUCUGCUCUUUAAACUUCUCAGCUUCAUCAUAAGAUCAACAUACAGUGAGAAUGUGGCUGGAAAAGUAGUGCUCAUCACCGGCGCCUCCUCAGGCAUAGGCGAGCAUCUAGCAUAUGAGUAUGGUAGGAGGGGAUCACGUCUAGCUCUUGUGGCUAGAAGAGAGAACAGACUGAGAGAGGUGGCCGGAAAAGCCAAGAUGGUGGGGUCCACCGAUGUCAUCACCAUCGUAGCAGACGUUUCUAGAGUUGAAGACUGUAAACGGUCCGUUGAUUUGACAGUGAGCCACUUUGGACGAUUGGAUCAUCUGGUGAACAACGCUGGAAUAGUUCCUCUCUGCUUGUUCGAACAAUCCUCUGAUGUUACCAAUUUUGCACCUGCCAUGGACAUAAAUUUCUGGGGUUCGGUGUAUACCACAUAUUUUGCUAUUCCCCACCUAAGAAAAAGCAAAGGUAAGAUCAUAGGCAUAACUUCUUCAUCAGGAUGGUUGCCUGCACCAAGAAUGAUGUUCUACAACGCAAGCAAAGCGGCAGCGAUCAACCUAUACGAGUGUCUGAAAGCUGAAUUAGGAAAAGGCAUAGGAAUAACAAUAGUAACUCCGGGGCUGAUCGAGUCAGAAAUGACCCAAGGUAAGUUCCUAUCCAAGGAAGGCCGCAUGAUUCUUGACCAGGAAAUGAGAGAUGUUCAAGUGAGUGCGAUGCCCAUGAGAUCCGUGGGUUUAGCAGCAGAAGCAAUUGUUAAUGGCGCCUGUCGUGGGGACUCGUACCUGACAGAACCAGGUUGGGUGAGAACCACAUUCUACUGGAAGGCUUUUUGUCCGGAGUUAUUGGAGUUGUUGAACAGGUGGUUGCUCGUCUCAGGGCCUUCAGAGAGAGAAACUAUCGGCAAGAAGCUCCUUCAACUAAGUGGCCUAAAGAAAUAUCUGUAUCCCCAGUCAGUCAGAGAACCCAAGCUCAAGCCCAACUAG
Molecule: messenger RNA, 1044 nt
Organism: Prosopis cineraria
Lineage: Eukaryota; Viridiplantae; Streptophyta; Magnoliopsida; Fabales; Fabaceae
Product: 11-beta-hydroxysteroid dehydrogenase A-like
Exons: 6
Coding region: 1-1044 (347 amino acids)
Source: RefSeq, a predicted model, not a curated record